Molecule: messenger RNA, 568 nt
Organism: Durusdinium trenchii
Lineage: Eukaryota; Dinophyceae; Suessiales; Symbiodiniaceae
Source: the annotation of a GenBank genome assembly
AUGUACCAAAAUUUCUCUAAAGAAGAGCUCAAGCAGCUAGUUCGAGCCUUGAACGAGAGCGGUGAAUUGGAGCAGCUGCUGCACGAAGCAUCCGCUUCCACUUCGACCGACACAGCGCAAGGAUCGAUGAAUGACAGCUCAAAACGCAGAUUGACGAGUUCUGUGGUGUCUGCGAAGGAAGAGCUGGAUCAGUUUGAGGUGAUUGCUUUGACUCAAAGUGUGACUCCGACCCCAAAGAAGAUGAGUCAAGCACCGGUGCUUCCACGUCAGGUCGGCUACUCUUCUCAUGCUGGAACAGAGAUCCGCCUGCCUGAAGGUCUUCAGUCACUGAAGCAGUGGGGCUCCACCAUUUGUGAGCUACCAAACGUAGCCAAACGUGACAUGACAUACGAUAUGAUGGUCACAGAAGCUGACUCGUGUAAAGAAAUGAGGGAUUACUUGACAUGGGUCACCAACAGCGGAGUCAAAUCCUCGAAGAUGGAUGACAUCCGUGCAUAUUUGAAGGCAGUCCAGUAUAGCCCCGGAAUUUCCAAGUUCGGAGUGACGUAUCCAGGCUCGAAGGAAGCCC